Molecule: messenger RNA, 996 nt
Organism: Malania oleifera
Lineage: Eukaryota; Viridiplantae; Streptophyta; Magnoliopsida; Santalales; Ximeniaceae
Product: protein C2-DOMAIN ABA-RELATED 7-like
Exons: 3
Coding region: 257-754 (165 amino acids)
Source: RefSeq, a predicted model, not a curated record
AUAAAUGUGGAUCUCCCAGCUCCAAAAGCAAAAGACAGAAAGACCGAGACUGGGCAUCAACAGAUUAAAGCGGGUUUAAAUAGAUAGAUAUAAUCUGUGGGCAGAACGCUUGUUGUGCGGGCCCGAUGACGAAGACUAAAUGAAUAAAAACAAAAAUUGUGAAGCAGCAUAAAAUCCCAGAAGCAGUGGACGUGAGGGGAGAGUCCCAAGCUCUCAUCUUCCGGCACCGUCUUUGAUAUUUCCGGUGCGCACAACCAUGGAUAGGCUGAUGGGCCUUCUCAGACUGCGAGUGCGCAGAGGGAUCAAUUUGGCCGUUCGCGACACCCGCAGCAGUGAUCCUUACGUCGUCAUCACCAUGGGCGAGCAGAAACUGAAGACUGGCGUGGUGAAAAACAAUUGCAAUCCUGAAUGGAAUGAAGAACUGACUCUCUGUGUUGCAGAUCCUGAUGUUCCCGUCAAGAUGAUUGUGCAUGAUAAAGACACAUUCACUGUAGAUGAUAAAAUGGGCGAAGCAGAGAUUGACCUAAAACCUUACCUGGAGUGUGUGAAAAAGCACGUAGACGUCCAACCAACAGGCACUGUAAUCUCAAGGAUUCAACAGAAUAGGAAGAACUGCCUCGCCCAGGAGAGUUGUAUUGUCUGGAACAAUGGAAAACUGGUCCAAGACAUGUGCCUCCAAUUGAAAAACGUAGAGUGCGGAGAAGUGGAGGUACAACUCGAGUGGAUUAACGUUCCUGGUUCCAAAGGUCUUUAGAGUCCAGGUACGCUUUUGUAUAUGUUUGUUGUAUGUAACAGACGUAAUGUUGGAGUGGAUUGGUUUAAGUCCUGUACUGGAUUUGAGGAAGUGCUUCAUAUUCUAAUUUAUUUCGCCAUAAACAAGGUAUGUGAGGAAGCAAGCAAUGUCUAUUCUGCUCAUUUUAUUGUUAUUGUAAUUAUAGUAACAAGCUUUGGAGUCUAGGAAAACAAAAGAGAAAAAAGUUACAAUUAAUUUUCUAA